CUCAAUGUUUAUUCUCACUGCUUACAAAGGACCAUGACUUCCAAAAAAAAACACUUACUGACACAUCAGUUUUAACGUUCAUUCAACGCAUACCUAGUGCCCUUCUGUCAUUGUUGUGCUCUGUAGUCUGCACUUGUAUAUGCACAUCAGACUGUGGAGAGAGAGAAGAGAUGGCAACAGAGACUAGCAGAAAUCGAUGUCCAGUGACUGAUAUCAACGUAUUGCCGGAGAAUUGCAUAGCAAACUUCUUGUCUCUCACGAGUCCUCCAGAGACUUGUCGGCUUUCGUUGGUGGCAUCCACUUUCCGGUCGGCUGCGGAAUCUGACUCAGUUUGGGAGAGAUUUCUGCCGUCAGAUUAUCAGGACAUGAUUGCCCGAGCGUCCGAGCCGCCGGUUUUCGCAUCCAAGAAAGAGCUUUAUCUGAGUCUCUCCGAUCAUCCCCUCAUCAUCGAUGAUGGGACUAAGAGUUUUUCAUUGGAUAGAAGGAGUGGGAAGAAAUGUUUCAUGUUAUCUGCAAGAUACCUCACAAUUAUUUGGGGUGAUACACCUGAGUAUUGGAGAUGGAUUUCUCUACCGAACGAGUCCAGAUUCACUGAGGUGGCGGAGCUUCUCCAUGUUUGUUGGCUUGAAAUUCAUGGAAAGAUAAGUACUCAGAUGCUAUCGCCAGACACAACCUAUGCGGCCUACCUUGUGUUCAAGUGGGCAGCAAGAGUGAUUGGCUUUAGAUUCGAAUACAAACCUGCAGAGAGUUGGGUACGACUCAGUGGGAGUGAAGGGCAAUCAAGGAGUUUUCAUCUGGAUACCAAUGGACGGCAGAGGCGUGAAAGGUGUGUUGUACCACGGCGAAGGGUUUGUCACCGCAACAUUAUCCGGAGGAGACAAGAAGUUGACGCGCUAAGAGAGAGUGGCCAAUAUCCAAAGGAGAGAGGGGAUGGGUGGUUGGAGAUGGAGUUGGGUGAGUAUCUCAACAAGAGUGGAGAAGUAGGGGAACUAGAAAUAUGUUUGCAAGAAGUGAAGGACGGCAACUGGAAAAGUGGCCUCAUUCUUCAAGGAAUUGAAAUAAAGCCGAAGAUUAGUACUCCUGUCCAAAAUAGAUGGGUAAUUAGUGAAGGACGGCAACUGGAAAAGUGGCCUCAUAAGUACCCAACUAUUAAAGUAUUCAACUAUUUUGGGAUAGAUAAAUGAAAUAAAGAAUGAAUAUAUUUGUAGCCACCGAUUGAAGUGGCCGAUUAAACCUAAUUGUUCAUGCUAUGUGGUGUAUUAUGAUGCGCUUGCAGCCUUCUUCUUGUUCUGUACGAGCCAUUUGGGUUGGUGAACUUUGUGUAUUAUGAGGUUUGAAUAGCAGAAAAUUUGAGCUAUGUUUGGGGUCUGUAUGAACCAUUUGGGUUGAUAUAGAUUUCUUUCUCUUUUUUUUCUUUUUUUUUUUU
Molecule: messenger RNA, 1426 nt
Organism: Cornus florida
Lineage: Eukaryota; Viridiplantae; Streptophyta; Magnoliopsida; Cornales; Cornaceae
Product: F-box protein PP2-B11-like
Exons: 3
Coding region: 171-1184 (337 amino acids)
Molecular function (GO): protein binding
Source: RefSeq, a predicted model, not a curated record